Peniophora sp. CBMAI 1063 is the source of this 753-nucleotide messenger RNA. The record is from the annotation of a GenBank genome assembly. NCBI's taxonomy places the organism in Eukaryota, Fungi, Basidiomycota, Agaricomycetes, Russulales, Peniophoraceae.
AUGCUUGAGUGCGCGUUGCCUUUCGCCAUUCGCGAGCUCUCACGAGCAGGAUACGUUGUUUGCGAAAUACUCUAUCUUCUCGCCGUAAUUGACCCUCCUGGCUCUGUGCGCUACGCAUACCCCCCUCGCAAGACCCUUGGCUGGAUCAACGUAACACACGUUUGCCGUCGCUGGCGCGCUAUCGGACUGGAUCUUGCAUCUCUCUGGGCAACAAAUGUUUCUGCGUUUCCCAACGUCAACGCCUUCACUCAAGCCGCUAUUGCUCGAGCUCGUGAAACGGACGUCGUCAUCACGUUAGAGAGGGACUUACCGGAGGUCAACCGUGCCGUAUUCAGAGACUUUGUGGCGAACAGCCCCGGGCGCAUCCGUGAAUUGACGGAUACUGUCCUGAACCCGAGGCACUGGUACAAGCGCAUGAAGAAUAAGGACUUCCCUCGCCUACUUGUCUUGUCCCUCACUUCCCAUGGCUCAUACACGAACGACACUCCCGGCACAUUUUCCAUCAAUGCACCCAAUCUACGCAGCCUCACUCUAAAUGAACCAACAUUCGCAGUCGUCGCCCCGCAACUCCGAUCACUAUGCUUGCGCUGCAAGAAGAACCGGAUGGACUGCACCCUCGAAGUCAUCCUCAAGUCCCUCCGAUGCGCGCCAAAUAUCGAACACCUGGAGGUCUGGGUUCCGCUGCAUAUACAGUCCGCGGCCGGCGUCACCGGCACCGUCAAUCUUCCCCACGCGAGAUACGUCGAGAUUUAA